Messenger RNA from Parnassius apollo (apollo), 1083 nucleotides. The record is from the annotation of a GenBank genome assembly. NCBI's taxonomy places the organism in Eukaryota, Metazoa, Arthropoda, Insecta, Lepidoptera, Papilionidae.
AUGCCGGGAGGAGCACCACCUACCAUGGCCUCAAGAGCUACCCUUUUUGGUCAACGGGCAUUUGCAGAUCGGAGAGUACCUAUACCAACACCUUUAUCUCAAGCUAACUCUAAUUCUAUCUCAAGUAUGGCGAAUCUGUCAAGGUUUAAUGCCAGUAGUAAUUACCAUUCUGUGUUCGGAGAGGGGGGCGACACAUCGACACCUCCUUUACUGGACCUGAGUGAAUUCCCUUCGCUAACGGCAAGAGGCGCUGGUGACCAAGCACCUGCCGCAGCGCCGCCGCCGCCUGGCUCUAAACCGUACGUGGGUAUGGUUAAGCAGCCAACAUCGGAGCAAUCUGAGUUCACGAUGUCAUCGGAAGACUUCCCCGCGUUACCGGGCACGAGUACGGGCGGCGCAGCAGUCGCGAAUGCCACUGCGCACGUCGCGGCGCAUUCAACGCAAGCCACUCACCCUGCGCAUGCGCCUCAGACACUAGAAUAUGCAAACCACAAUGACGCUAAGCCACGGAAAGGGAUACAGACCUCGCCAGAUGUUGUCAGUCAAGGAGCGCAUACGGAAACCUACGGCAAAGUGACGAAUAUACCGGAGACAAUGAUACCAAACCAGUUUGGUAUUGUGGGACUGUUAACGUUUAUUCGCGCGGCAGAGUCCGACCCAAGUCUGGUAUCAUUAGCAUUAGGUCAGGACUUGACUGCCCUUGGAUUGAAUUUAAACUCACCUGACAACCUUUACCUUACCUUUGCUGGACCUUGGGCGGAUACGCCCUGCAGGCCACAAGACAUGGACUAUCACGUGCCUCCCGAGUAUCUGAUAAAUGGAGCUAUUAGGGAAAAAUUGGCGCCCUUACGACUGAGUCGAUAUAAGGAAGAUCUAUUAUUCUAUUUAUUUUACUGCUUCGUGGGCGACGUGCUACAAAUUGCAGCAGCAGCCGAAUUAUAUAACCGCGAAUGGCGGUAUCAUAUGGAGGAGAAGGUGUGGAUCUCGCAAGCGCCCGGCAUGCCUAUGGUGGAAAAAACGUCCACUUACGAGCGCGGCACCUACUAUUUUUUUGACGCGCACAAUUGGCGCAAGGUAACUUGA